AUGUAAUGUAAUGUAAUAAAUAAAAAAGCCAAAAGGCAAGGGAGGAGGAGAGAAUCUCCAAAAUACCAUCUUUCUCCCUUUCCUCGAAAACCCAGAAAAAAUAUAAAAACAAGAGGGGAAGGGAAUAUUAUAAUAAAAUAAAAAGGGCAGUCCAUCCAAAGACAAUGGAAGAAAGAAAGAUUAAAGGCAGGAGCAGCAACAGCAGAAACCGCAGCAGAGGAAUAAAAGGAGAGACCGGAUGUUGACAAAUUUCAUGUCACUGUUAUUAGGAGAUUUUCUUGUGGGAUCUCUCUCUUUUCUCUCUCUCUUCCUUCUGUGAGAGAGAGAGAGAGAGAGAGAGAGAGAGAGAGUGACUGGCCCCAACAGAUCCGAAAUCUCCAUCUAUUCUUCUACCUGAUGGUGAUAAUCUAAUCUCCUUCAAUGGCGUUGGAGGAAGGCCCAGUUAUUGGGGUUUUCUCUGCUUGCUCGAUUCGCCACCGUCGGCAUCGACUUCUUGUUUGGGGUUGUUGGGGGGGAGCAUCAAGGGCUGUGAAUUCCGAUGGCGGGUUGUUGUUGGGUUUUUGAGGAUUUGCUGAAGAAUCAGUUGUGGGUUUGUGAAGAGGGAUGAUAGAGGAUGUGGGUGUAAGGAAUGGGAACAAAAUUGCAGUGUAAAAGCUACUUGCCUGGAUAUUACUCCAUGAGGGAUCUUAAUGAGGAUGCUAACACUGGUAGUUGGUCACUAUUUUUUGAUGAGAAGAUGUUAAAGAGUGAGCAGUACUACAAUGUUUUCACGCCGAGGCCUGUGGAUGGAUAUUCAGAGUGUGACAAGGAAGUUCUAAAGCAGACAAUGCUUGAUCAUGAAGCUACAUUCAGGAAGCAGGUCUAUGAACUCCACCGACUUUAUAGAAUACAAAGGGACUUGAUGGAUGAGCUUCAAAAGAAGGAACUUUACAGCUAUUCCAUAUCAGCAGAGACAUCAUCACAAUCAAAUCUAUUUUCAUCCAGAGUCCCAUCUGAAUACAUGCACAAGAUGUGGCAAAUGCCUUCCUUGCCAGUGGUGAACUCCAGUUAUUGUGGGACAUCUAUUUCCGGCACUGACAACAGACGGUCUUCGCUAGACUUUCUUAAGGAAAGCAGCAUGCAGGCAGGUGUGAGAGGAAGUGUAAAGGAUUGUGAAGUGUCGGACUCCAAAUGCAAGAAGUUCCCAAGAAAAACGUUUGACCUGCAACUUCCAGCGGAUGAAUACAUUGACAGUGAAGAUGGGGAAGCAACUGAAGAGGAAAAAGUUCGCGAGAUGUCUUUAGGAGCAAAGCACUGUCUUGAUAGACAUUGUGGCAGUGGACCUAGGAGUGGGGAGAGCUUGAGUCUUGGUGCUGGUCAGAAUCCAAGCUGUGGAGCAAAUGAUUGGAAAUUGGAAUCGCACGUGAGGAAUAGUUGCCGCUCUCGCUGUUUGGCUGACUUGAAUGAACCCAUCCGAGGAAUAUGCAGCGAGGAAGCUGAAGCAUUGGCUUCCUCUAAUUUUCAAGUACCAAUGGCCUUCCAUGAAGAGAUCCAAGGGCGGCAACUGCAUACGGAGCCGAAAGCUAGCGUUCCAGUUCUGCAGAGGGAUUCCUUCCUAGAUAACCAGAAAGGUGGAGAUCACCGGACUCACCUAAGCAUUUUGCAUCCAGAGGAUGGGGAAAAGAGAAGGGAACAGCUAUCUUAUCCCCACGAAGCUGGGAAAAUUAGAGAUGAUACAAAUUCCCGUACACCAUUUUUCUGUCAGGAGAAAUUGCCCAUGUCAUCCGAGCCCACACAAGCAGAGGUUAAGAAAGUUCAUGAACUUCCACCAUUUCUUUUAUCUGAUUGGAGUAGUGGAGAAUCAUGGUUCAGAGAAAAAGCAACUUCUGGUACAGACAUCUCAAAAGCAAGUCCUGGUCUCACCAUUCCUAACUACUCAGGACAGGUGGUUGCCCCAGUUCUUGGUUCAUUUUCAGCUACUCCUGCUAGUGGUACCAAUAUGACAUCUUCAUCUGUUUCAUCCUGGAGAAAUCCGGCAAAUAACAUAACCCAUAGCCCAGUUGCAAUUCAAGUGCUUCCAUGCUUUAAUGGGUCUGCUGUAUCAAAUAUGCGGAAUAUGAGUUCGAGCCCAUCCAUUCAAAGCCCUGGCGCUGCUGGAGAGAAGUGGGAUCUUCACAGCAAAUCAAGAUCACACCUGAGCUCUGGGUCCUACCAGAAUGGUUGUAACCACUUGUUUGAAUCAGAGCCUAAUGCGUUGCAUUUACAGUUCAUUGGAUUUAAUACGCCGAAACCACAGAAUGGCAAUAAUUCACCUCAUGAACAUAUUGAUGCUAGUGGGCCCGGGAAGUUUCUGAAGGGUUGGAACUGCACAGAUGUGAAAUCUGCUAAGGAUAUGAAUUUGAAUAUCCACCUUCCAAAUGAAUUUCAAGGCGAAGAGAAACCACCCCAUGGUCCUGUGGUAAAUAUUGCUGUAGAAGGGAAGCAUGGAGUUCUAUCGGGGAUACCAUGGCUCAGAAAGAAGCCAACCUGUAAUGAAUCUGCAAGUAUUACAGGAAGUACAACCCAAUUGGAUUUGGGCUUUUCUAGUUGCAUUCAGCCGGUUUCCACCCAAGAUGCUGAGACCUGGCAGUUUGAGAGUGGAACUGGAACUGAAAAGGAUCCUCUAGGUUUUUUGCAGGAGGCUGCAUCAACCUUGCUCUCCAAGGAUGCAGUAACCCACAAGAUCGAACUGGGUGACGGCCCAAGUUAUAAUAAACUUCUCAGUUUUCCCCUGUUCGAUAAGACUCAUAUUUUGAGGGGACAGUGUGCUUUCAGUUCAGCAUCCAUGUUGUGUCAGGGCCAAUCUGAAAUCUAUGAUACUGAAAAAAAUGUGAAGAUCUGUUCGCCUCGUGGUGACUCACCUCAUGGUCAUACACCGCUUGAUUUGGAAAAGCAGCAGCCCUUUGUGGAGGAUCUGGUUGCAGAAAUGGUGGUUGAGAAGAGCCCUACAAGUCUUAGACGUUGCAUUAAUCUGAAUUCUACAGUGUCAGCAUGGGACGAGCAGGCACAGUCGCAGGAGAUUCUGUUGAAAACUGAUGCAGAGUAUCCAACAUCAUCUUCUGUUCCAAGAGCUGCUGUGGAGAUGAUGGCUGGGAUAGAUUUGGAGUCGCCAAUUGUUUCACAGGCAGAGGAUGCUCCUCCCCAGGGUGAAUCUCCGGGAACAAAUCAGCCAGAGACACCUGUCCAACCAUUGCGAUGCGAAAUGGAGGAUCCACAGGGGGCACUUGCCAGGUUAGCAGCAGAGGUUAUUGUCGAUUUAUCAUCGGCUAUGGACGGUCAUUCAGGAGAUGACAAUUGCAGUCCCUCAUCCUUGAGGGACUCUCUUCUUUGGUUCUCGGAGGUGGUUUCAUCGAAUGCAGGUGACCUUGAGAAUGCAGUGCGAGUCUCAAGGGGAAAGGCUGACGGUGAUAACGAGUUCUCAGACAUUGGGUCAGAUUCCUUUGAGGCCAUGACAUUGAAGCUGAGUGAAACCAUGGUGGAUGUUGAGUACUGUUAUAAGCCCUGGGAGAGGGAGAACCAAAAGGAUGAAGAGAUGGGUCCUGCUCCAUUGCCAACCCGGCCUCGAAGGCGCCAGGCGAGGAGAGGGAGGCAACGGAACGACUUUCAGAAAGACAUCCUGCCAGGCCUCGUGUCCCUGUCGAGGCAUGAGGUGACUGAAGAUCUGCAGAUGAUCGGAGGGUUGAUGAGGGCUUCAGGUUGCUCUUGGCCAAUAGGGUUAGCGAGGAGAAACACGGGUAGAAAUGGAUGGCAUUGCCAGGCAAGGGGGAGGAGGCGGCCGAGAGGCUCAUCUGUGGCUGCAGCUGUUACAGCAAAUUUGGUGGGGCCACCACCAAGGCAGCCCAGUAAUAGUGAAGUGGAGGUGGAUGGGAUAAGUCUAAGAGGUUGGGGGAAAACAACUAGACGGUGCCAGAGGCAGAGGUUUCGGACGGGUAAUUUCUCAGCACCUUUAACUUAGUAAUGAGAAAUUUAUAGAGGGGAAGUGUGGGAGUCUGUGGCUUUUUAAAGAGUGAGGUGGUUGAAGCCACGGGUCUCUAUAAUGCCUUUGUACAUGCUGCCUUAUGUGCCCAAAUUUGGGCCUUCUUGAUUUUAUCUGUCUUUGAGUUUCACAAUGUGUAUAAAUUCAAAAUAAUGUUGCAUAGUUUCUUGUGGAAUACAUCACCCAAUUGCAGUGGUUUUAGGUUCUCA
Molecule: messenger RNA, 4203 nt
Organism: Magnolia sinica
Lineage: Eukaryota; Viridiplantae; Streptophyta; Magnoliopsida; Magnoliales; Magnoliaceae
Exons: 4
Coding region: 629-3973 (1114 amino acids)
Source: RefSeq, a predicted model, not a curated record